CUUCUUUCUUGACUAAACCAACAAUACUUUUGAGAAUAUGGGUUCCAAGGCCUCCACAACCACCCUAGCUCUCUUUCUUGCCUUUAACCUUAUCUUUUUCACUCAGGUCAGUGCCACGCCCCUGCCUACUUGCACAGCUGUCCUGGACUUGAGUGUGUGCCUUUCUUUGUUGGGGAUCCCCAUCAUAGAUAUAGGUAGUCAAUGCUGCAGUUGCUUUAAUAACCUUGUUGACCUCGACGCAGCUGCUUGCCUUUGCGCCUACUUGAAAACUCGGAGCCUCCUCACCCUGGAUCUCACAGCUGCCGUUACAGCGAUUGUGAAUGGCUGUGGCAAGCACUAUCCAUCAGGGUACCAAUGUCUCUGAACAGAUUUGCUUGCUUACUGCUGUUGGAAUGUGCUUUUCUUUUGUUUCUCAAUCAUGAAUUUACUUCUAAAGAACUCCUCGCCCUAAACAGUGGUUAGGAGUUACUUUGUCGUGGUGAUCUCUCACAUUUCAUGUUUGUAAUUUCCAAUAAAGUUUUCAUGUGCGAGUGAGCAGUCAGCUCUAAGCUUGUAUCUUUCCCUGUGGUGAUCAAUGAAAAGUU
Messenger RNA from Coffea arabica (coffee), 584 nucleotides. The record is from RefSeq and is a predicted model, not a curated record. Lineage: Eukaryota; Viridiplantae; Streptophyta; Magnoliopsida; Gentianales; Rubiaceae.